AUGUUCCUAUUCUGGUCCCUAAAGCAGCGCUGGCACCCACGAAGUAGGUACGACCCCAACGGCCGCCCUGGAAAGCGCAAUACGGUUGUAAGAAAAAAAGUUAUGGCUGGUCCAAACAGUAAGAAAAAAAAGUGUGAAGACGGAGAAGACUUCUCGGCCAGCUCUUCUGGCUGGUUACCAAGGGAUGCUGCAGCUGAGGCUAGCGUUUCGAGUGUAAAGGCGAAGGCGAAAAAAAAGCAAUGUUCCAAGAGCCAAUAUUCCAGAUCGAAUAGUAAAAUCAUCACUGCUUCAGAUACAGCCAUCGGUGGAAAUGUGGUUAACCAAAAAUGUACUGGCAACAACAUAGCUAAUCAGAGUCAGAAGAAACCUGUACCGGACUCAACAAAUAUUAAUGAUGAAAAAAAUUUUCGUAACCUGCUUCGUGAAUUUCUCGCUAUUGACAAUCAAUUUAUGAUGGUAUUACAAAUGCUAGCAGAUCUGAAAAAAGCCUACGGGUAUUGCGAAACGCCGUUGCAGUCUGUAGUGAACGUGAACUCUAAAGAACAGACUGUACCCAUCGCGUCUAAUUGGACGGCUGAAAAGGAAUUACAGGGUACACCCAGUCAGCCGAAUCAGUCUUUGGAUGAGUCCAAGCAGAAUGACAAUAACAUCAAUGUCGACGUAAAACCGGUUCCAAACAAUAAGACUCUAGCGACGCACUCGCUGACCGGCAAACCUUCAAAAGCGUUUCAAGACAAGCCAGUUAAGAUGAGACUGGAUCAGACAAAAAUUGCCGAUGUGAUCGCGGAAGUUAUGGGCAGAUGUAACGUUAGCAAAAAUUUAGUUAGGAGCAUCAUUGUAACUACAUGUGCAGACGAAUAUAAAAAGUGGAAAACUCGUUGUAAGAAGAACACUUCCAAAAAGAAGAAAAAGAGAGAAACCUAG
Arctia plantaginis is the source of this 924-nucleotide messenger RNA. NCBI's taxonomy places the organism in Eukaryota, Metazoa, Arthropoda, Insecta, Lepidoptera, Erebidae. The record is from the annotation of a GenBank genome assembly.